AUGGCUUUAACACGAAAAGGGCAAGUUUACAGCGUCGGCAAUUAUUUAAUGACUGGUAAAGUUCUUGGAAAAGGUCAUUUUGCGAAAGUUGAGGAGGCAACGCACCGAAUAAUUGGAAAAAAGGUGGCAAUAAAAAUAAUAGAUUUGACCUGCAUUAAGGAAGACUAUGCCAGACGUAAUUUACAUCGCGAGCCCCGAGUUAUGGCCAAGUUGCGCCAUCCGUGCAUUGCUGCUUUAUACGAGACCAUGAUGCACGGGCCGCGGCUCUACGUGGUGAUGGAGGCGGCGGGCGGUGGGGACCUGUGCUCGCACGUGCUGGCGGCGCGCGGCGCGGCGCGCGGCCUGCCCGAGCCGCGUGCGCGCGCGCUCGCCGCGCAGCUCGUGUCCGCCGUGCGCCACAUGCACUGCAGGGGCGUCGUGCAUCGUGAUUUGAAGAUGGAGAACAUAAUGCUGGACAGCACCAAGCAGUUUAUUAAAAUUGUUGAUUUCGGUCUAUCGAACGUGUGGUGCGCGGGCGGCGCGCUGCGUACGCCGUGCGGCUCGCUCGAGUACGCGGCGCCCGAGUUGUUUGUGGACGGACGCCGCUACGGGCCGGAGGUUGACUUGUGGAGCAUCGGUGUGAUAGUGUACGGCAUGGUGACGGGCGGGUUGCCGUUCGCGGGCGAGGGGGAGGGCGCGGCGGGCGGGGCGGGCGGCGCGCACAGCUCGCGCCCGCACCUGCGCGCCGCUAUCGCUCGCGGCUUCAGUAGGAAGCAACGCGCCGCACUUACAUGCGUGUCUACGGAGUGCAAGAUGUUCAUCCAACAGCUUUUGGAGCCAAAAGUGGAGCUUCGCAUGAAGAUAGAGGAGGCGGCGAGACACCGCUGGGUGAAGCGACCCGGCAUGCGGAUGAAGACACACCCACUGGCCGCUCCGGAUAGUAAAGCUAAUAGAGAGAUAUACCGACAAAUAUCUGAACUAUGCGGCCAGUCAUUUCUGGACAUUGUAGCUCAGAUAAAAGCGGAGCCUUUUGGCGCUACAGCCGGCAUUUAUAACAUCAAGACGCACCUCCACCAAAUGCAAGCAGCAUCUGGCCCAGACCUGCUCUGGUCCUCCAGUACCCAGGAACCAAGACCCGUAUCACCCCCCGAAUAUCACGCAAAAUAUGAAAUCGACACGCCAAUUUCCCACUCAGUUUCUAGCAUUGCCAAGUUUGUCCAGUCGAGGCAAUUCGAAAACCAACGGAUUACUCAGACUAAACAGUGUUCCGAAGCUUCAGUUUUGAAAACUGGCGAAACGGACAGACAGACCAGCAAAAUGUCUCGACCCUUGAGCGUUUUAGGACUCAGGAAGCCAGUUUUCAGGGUGUAUGAGAAUGGAGAUGGUUUGGACCGCAGGUUGCCGAGCAUCAACGAGCAUUCCAACCCAGAUUUGAACGAUAAGAAGAAUAGGAAGGAGUUGAAACCACCAGUGCGGAAAGACGAGGAAGUGAGGCUGAAUAGUUGUCCGAAUAAAGUCAGCGAUGUUAAACGAUCGGAGUUUUAUAGGCGCGGUGGGGAUGGGUUGCCAAGCUGGCGAGCGAGUGGUGUGACGAGAACGCAGGCGCCGAGAAUAUUGAUACAGAGCAACGCAACAACCAUUAAGCGGGCUUCUUUGGGGAACAUUGUGAGCCCUCAUUCGUCAUCAAACAGUCAAUGCAAGAGCGAGAGAGCGAUGCCUGUGGGUUGGUACUCAAAUAGACCUAUCGCCAAGGAGUCAUAUACGCAGCGUCUCAGACGGACAGCACCGAUUAAAUGACGUUUUAUACUACAUGCAAACUUAACUUUUCGAUGAGCUUAUUUUUUAAGAUUUUUACUCAAAUCUUUGUGUUAAUUUGUAUGUAAUUUUAAG
Molecule: messenger RNA, 1869 nt
Organism: Zerene cesonia (dogface butterfly)
Lineage: Eukaryota; Metazoa; Arthropoda; Insecta; Lepidoptera; Pieridae
Product: serine/threonine-protein kinase MARK2-like
Exons: 11
Coding region: 1-1776 (591 amino acids)
Biological process (GO): intracellular signal transduction; protein phosphorylation
Cellular component (GO): cytoplasm
Molecular function (GO): protein serine/threonine kinase activity; ATP binding
Source: RefSeq, a predicted model, not a curated record